This is a messenger RNA of Didymodactylos carnosus, 792 nucleotides long. The record is from the annotation of a GenBank genome assembly. NCBI's taxonomy places the organism in Eukaryota, Metazoa, Rotifera, Eurotatoria, Philodinida, Philodinidae.
AUGAUGAACGAGUUGGAUCAAUAUGUGUUAGCGAAUGAACCGUUACUGGUGAUAGACCAGAGAGCUGCUUACAAUGCCAUAUUAGACCGAACCAAUAGGAAAGCUGAUGGAAUAAUUUUUCUCGAUGCAGCGGGUGAAACAGGAAAGACAUUUGUCAUUAACUUACUUCUGGCUAAAAUUCGACAGCAGUCAAAAAUUGCAAUUGCAGUGGCAUCUUCGGGGAUUGCUGCUACGUUGCUUCACGGUGGUCGCACUGCUCAUUCAACACUAAAGCUGCCUCUCAACCUUACACAUUGUGAAGCUCCUCUCUGCAACAUCAGCAAAGGAACUGGGGAAGCCAAGGUUCUACAAGAGUGUGAACUUAUUGUGUGGGACGAGUGUACAAUGUCACACAGACAAGUAUUAGAGGCCUUGGAUCGUACUCUUCAAGAUCUCCGUGGCAAUGGGAAACAUAUGGGUGAAGUUGUUGUACUCCUUGCGGGUGAUUUUCGUCAAACGCUGCCUUUUAUUCCAAAGGGAACAAUGGCUGAUGAGAUUAAAGCAUGUUUAAAAUCGUCACGCCUAUGGAAACAUGUUAUACCGCUGGACCUCAAAACCAACAUGCGGGUUCAUUUGCAAGGUGAUGCGUCUGCUGGCCGUUUCGCUCAACAACUGCUCAGUCUUGGAGAUGGAAAACACCAGCUGAUCGAAUCACUGGACUCAUCCGUACUCCGGAUACUUUUUGCAAUGUCGUCGAAGAUCGGACAAGGCAUGCGGCCUCCAGAGCAGCCGAGACUCCGGAGCCAUAACUGA